Gaeumannomyces tritici R3-111a-1 is the source of this 8122-nucleotide messenger RNA. Its product is annotated as phosphatidylinositol 3-kinase tor2. Gene Ontology annotation, biological process: negative regulation of macroautophagy; protein phosphorylation; TOR signaling. The coding region runs from base 424 to 7815 and encodes 2463 amino acids. Gene Ontology annotation, cellular component: nucleus; TORC2 complex; TORC1 complex. The transcript is spliced from 4 exons. Lineage: Eukaryota; Fungi; Ascomycota; Sordariomycetes; Magnaporthales; Magnaporthaceae. Gene Ontology annotation, molecular function: protein serine/threonine kinase activity; protein-containing complex binding; protein binding. The record is from RefSeq and is a predicted model, not a curated record.
UGAACCCAAACCGAAUCUCUGAAGCUCCCGCUCUUGUCGUCAGGACGCCCAUGUCCAUUUGAUAUCCUCGUCAUCCACCCCCGGCCGGGUCUCCUCGAGCAGCUGCUCUCGCAUCACCCCGCUGGCUUCCAUCGUGGAUGCUGUGAAGGAGUCUAGCCUGGGCCCCGCAUCCUGUCACACCGCGCUUGCGCCGCCAGCCACCGUUUGAGCCGUCCUUCUAUGCGACUCGAAUAGGCUCGUGUCCCUCGAUCAGUAGCUUCAGCCCCGCGACGCCUCCCGCCAUAGGGUCCCAACACUUCGCAAGCGCCCUGCCUUCCGGCUCCCUUGGCCACCUCCCAUCCGCGGCGACCUGCUGCAAAUGGUGCGGCCUGACUGCUUCAUGUCGCGGUGAUCGUCGCGCCCGGAACGGAGAGACCAGACACCAUGGCCGCCCCGAACCCCAGCGCGACCGCCGCGCUGGCGGAGAUCAUCCAGGACCUCCGGUCAAAAACCAUUAGCGAGGAUGGUCGACGGCGGGCGUCGCUCCAGCUUAAGGACCUGGUGUCGCUUGUUCAACGAGACUCCUCUCCGGAACAGUUCCAAGUUUUUUGGAGCACCGUUCUCAGCAAGAUCGCCGAGCUUUUCCAGAAGCACGACGGCGGUGCCAGUACGACUGCGGACCGCCUGGGUGGCAUCUAUGCCUUCGAUGUCUUUGUCGACUUCGAUGGCGUCGACUACUCGGCCAAGUUUGCGAGAUUCUCCGUCGCCCUAUCCAAGAUCAUGCAGGGCAAGGACGUCAACUGCAUGCAACAGGCCGCCGUCGUUAUCGGAAAGCUAUGUCGACCUGGCGGUGCCAUGGUCAGCGAGUUCGUCCAGUUCCUCACAAACUUCGCCAUCGAGUGCCUCCAGACCCCGCGAUUGGAGGAGUCGAGAUAUAGUGCCGCUCUCGUUCUUCGCGAGCUCUGCAAAAGUGCCCCGACGCUCAUGUACAGCCAUGUUGCCGAGGUGCUUGAUUGGAUCUGGGUUGGCCUGCGGGAUAACCGCCUUCUGAUCCGGGCCACGUCGGCCGAGGCCGUCAGCGCCGCAUUCCGCAUCAUCCGCGAGCGAGACCAGGAGAUGAAACAGGCAUAUAUGCUCAAAAUGUAUCAGCAAGCUAUCCACGGCCUCAAGAUAAACACAGUCGAGGCAAUCCACGGAUCGCUGCUCGUACUGAAGGAGCUUCUCGAGCAGGGCGGCAUGUUUAUGCAGACAUACUAUCCCGAAGCUUGCGAUAUCGUCUUCAAGUACAAGGACCACAAGGAGGCUGUCAUUCGAAAGACAGUGGUUAUACUGAUCCCAGACCUGGCCCAUUAUGCGCCGACCGAGUUUGGGCAGCAGUACCUCCACCAGUUCAUGGUCUACCUCUCAGGAAUGCUUAAAAGGGACAAGGAGAGGAACGAGGCGUUUGUGGCCAUCGGGAACAUUGCCAAUGCGGUCAAGAGCCAAAUGGCAGGCUACCUCGAGGGGAUCCUCCUUUAUGUCCGUGAAGGCUUAAGUCCGGCAGCUCGGAAGCGUGGUGUCCCUGUCGAUCCCGUGUUCGACUGCCUCAGCCGGCUUGCUGUCGCCGUUGGGCAGACACUGAGCAAGUACAUGGGCGGACUCAUGGACUCGAUAUUCGAAUGCGACAUCAACCCCAAGCUGACCCAGGCCCUCGUCGACCUGGCCUUCUACAUACCCCCGCUUCGUCCCACCAUCCAGGAGAGGCUGCUCGAUAUGAUCAGCAAAGUUCUGUGCGGCGAGCCGUUCAAGCCGCUCGGCGCCCCCCAGCCGAAUACCCUCACCUCGGUCCCCAUCAUCCCCAAGGACCCCAAGGACCCCCAAGCACAUGACAACCGCAAGCAGGAGAUCAAAUUGGCGCUCAACACCCUGGGUAGCUUUGAUUUCACAGGUCAUGUGCUCAACGAGUUUGUCCGCGACGUUGCUAUAAAGUAUGUUGAGGAUGAUGACUCGGAAAUCCGCCAGGCCGCAGCCCUUACAUGCUGCCAGCUCUACGUCGUCGAUCCAAUCGUCAACCAGGUUAGCUACCAUGCUCUGCAGGUCGUCGGCGAUGUGCUCGACAAGCUCUUGACCGUCGGGGUCUCGGAUCCGGACCCCAACAUCCGCAAGGUCGUGCUGGCCGCCUUGGAUGAUCGCUUCGAUCGGCAUCUGGCCAAGGCCGAGAACAUCCGCACUCUCUUCUUCGCCCUCAACGACGAGCACUUCCCCAUCAGGGAGGUGGCCAUCGAGAUCAUUGGGCGUCUCACCCACCACAACCCGGCAUAUGUCGUUCCCUCGCUUCGCAAGACUCUGAUCCAGAUGUUGACAGAGCUGGAAUUCUCCGACGUGGCGAGGAACAAGGAGGAGAGCGCGAAGCUCCUGAGCCUGCUCGUUCGGAACGCCCAGAGCCUCAUCCGACCCUAUGUGGAGCCAAUGGUCACCGUUCUUCUCCCUAAAGCCAACGACCCGAUCCCGUCGGUGGCUGCGACCAUCUUGGAGGCCAUCGGGGAGCUUUGCACCGUGGGCGGCGAGGAGAUGCUCAAGUAUAAGGACAAGCUGAUGCCCUUGAUCAUCGAGGCGUUGCAGGACCAGUCAUCCACUAUCAAGCGUGAAGCAGCCCUCCAUACGCUUGGGCAGCUCGCCAGCAACUCUGGCUACGUGAUAGCGCCUUACAUCGAAUUCCCACAGUUGCUGGACCUGCUUCAGAGCAUAAUCCGCGGCGAGCCACAUCACACCCGGCUGCGUCAGGAGACUAUCAAGCUCCUUGGCAUUUUGGGUGCCCUCGAUCCGUACAAGCACCAGCAGGUCCAGGAGAAGACUCCAGAUGUCAACGUUCGUGUCGAGUCCACCCAGAUGACCGACGUCUCCCUGAUGAUGACGGGCUUGACCCCCUCAAAUAAGGAGUACUACCCUACAGUGGUGAUCAAUGCGUUGCUGGGCAUUCUCAAGGAUCAUUCCCUGGUCCAAUAUCAUCAACCCGUCAUCGAGGCAAUCAUGAGCAUAUUCAGGACCCUCGGUCUUGAAUGUGUGUCCUUUCUGGACCGCAUCAUACCAGCUUUCCUGCAGGUGAUCCGAAGCUCGUCGCCCACCAAGGUCGAGGGCUACUUCGCACAGCUGGGACACCUCGUCGGCAUCGUCCGCCAGCACAUUAGGAACUACCUGCCGGACAUCAUCGACCUUGUUCAGGAAUACUGGUCCCAACAGUCCCUCCAGUCAACGAUACUGUCGUUGAUCGAGGCCAUUUCAAAGUCGCUCGAGGGAGAGUUCAAGAUAUACCUCGCAGGCCUAUUGCCCCUGAUGUUGGGUGUGCUCCAAAAGGACAGCAGCGCAAAACGCACCCAGUCCGAGAAGGUGCUCCACGCGUUCCUCGUGUUUGGCACAAGCGCGGAGGAGUAUAUGCACCUCAUCAUCCCCGUUGUCGUUCGGACUUUUGAGAAACAGGGGCAGCCGAUAUUCCUGCGGCGGGCAGCGAUCGAGACUAUCGGCAAAAUCUCGAAGCAGGUCAACCUCAACGACUACGCGGCCAAGAUCAUCCACCCCCUCACUAGGGUGCUUGCGACCGGCGAACUCCAGCUCAAGCAGGCCGCGGUCGACACCCUCUGCGCGCUGAUAAUGCAGCUAGGGAGAGAUUUCCUUCACUUCGCCUCGACUGUUAACAAGGCAAUCGCUGGCGUCCCGAUCAAUCACUCUGCUUACGACAUGCUGCUCGGCAAACUCCAGGCCGGCGAGACAUUGCCGCCUCCAGGGUCGGACAGCAGACCGGCCGCCGACGACUUGUCCUUCGCUGAUCAGGCCACCAAGAAACUGGAGAUGAAUGCCGUGCACCUCAAGGCUGCGUGGGAUACUAAGGGCAAGUCUACCAAAGAGGAUUGGCAAGAGUGGCUACGGCGGUUCAGCACGACACUACUUGCCGAGUCACCGAACCACGCCCUGCGGUCCUGCUCAGCGCUGGCCAACCAGUACCCACCGCUUGCGCGUGAACUGUUCAACUCGGCCUUCGUCUCAUGCUGGAGCGAGCUCUAUGAGCAAUACCAGGAGGAGCUGAUUUACAACAUCGAGAACUCCAUCAAGUCGGAGAAUGUGCCCCCGGACCUGCUUGGCCUGCUGCUGAAUCUGGCAGAGUUCAUGGAGCAUGACGACAAAGCGCUGCCCAUAGACAUCCGCGUGCUGGGUAGAGAGGCCGCUCGCUGCCACGCUUACGCGAAGGCCCUUCACUACAAGGAGCUGGAAUUCCUGCAAGACCAGAGCAGCGGCGCCGUCGAGGCCUUGAUUGUCAUCAACAACCAGCUUCAGCAAUCCGACGCUGCCAUUGGCAUUCUGCGCAAAGCACAGAACUACAAAGACGGAAUUCACCUCAAAGAGACGUGGUUUGAGAAGCUCGAGCGCUGGGAGGAGGCCCUGGCCUUCUACACAAAGAGGGAGAAGGAGAUCCCGCAGGGCCAAGUGACACCUGUGGAGAUCUUCAUGGGCAAGAUGCGAUGCCUGCACGCUCUCGGCGAAUGGGACUCUCUCGCCCAACUGGCAGGCACAGCGUGGUCCAACUCCUCAUCCGAGCUCCAGCGGCGUAUUGCGCCGCUCGCCACCACGGCCGCCUGGGGUCUGGGCAAGUGGGACUCGAUGGACGGCUACCUGCAGACAAUGAAGCGGAACUCUCCAGACCGAUCGUUCUUCGGCGCUAUUCUCGCCCUACAUCGUAACCAAUUUGGAGAAGCCGCUCGCUGCAUCGAACAGGCGCGCGAAGGCCUCGACACGGAACUCAGCGCGCUUGUGAGCGAGUCCUACACUCGCGCAUACACUGUUAUCGUGCGAGUGCAGAUGCUGGCUGAGCUAGAGGAGCUCAUCACAUACAAGCAGUGUGAUGCCAAGAAGCAGGCCACUAUGAGGAGCACAUGGGAGGCCAGGCUGAAGGGCUGCCAGCGCAACGUCGAGGUGUGGCAGCGCAUGCUCCGUCUCCGAUCGCUGGUCAUACAGCCCAUGGAAAAUAUGCACAUGUGGAUCAAGUUUGCCAACCUCUGCCGCAAAUCCGGGCGCAUGGGGCUGGCAGAGAAGUCGCUGAAGCAACUCAUCGGCGUCGACGCCUCGCUUGAACGCACCAUACCUGGCUGGACAGGCGGCAUGGACGAGCGCGGCCAGAACGGGGACGGACGCCACUUUGAAGCUCCUCCAGUACCGAUCGGUACUCCCCCGCAGGUCACGUACGCUGUCCUCAAGUUCCAGUGGGAUCUCGGCCACCAGCCUCAGAACAGGGCCACUGGUGUGGCCGAGAAGGCGCUUGAAUGCCUGCGCGACUUUGCGAUGGACAACGCAGCCCGCAUCGAUGUCACCAGGCAGCAGCUCCAGGCGCGCCCGCCGAACAACAUGGAGCUGCAUAACGGUCACAUCCAUGGGCAUGGGCAGUUCGCGCCGUUCCCCGAAACCAUUGAUCUUGCCCCCGAUGCCCAGCGCGUGAUGAAGGAGGACGCAAUCCUGCUCGCCAAGUGCUUCUUGAGGCAGGGUGAGUGGAUGAAGACCUUGAACAAGGACGACUGGCAGUACACGCAGGUCGACGAGAUCAUUCACAGCUACUACCAGGCAACUAGAUACAACCCCGACUGGUACAAGGCGUGGCACGCCUGGGCUCUUGCCAACUUUGAGGUCGUCCAGGCGCUUACUAACAAGAACGCCAGCGAGGGCGUUCAAGGUCAAGCCUCCCAGGUGGACCAAAAGAUCAUCGAGCACGUCGUCCCGGCGGUGAAGGGAUUCUUCAAGUCGAUCGCGCUGUCGCAAGGAAGCGCGCUCCAGGACACGCUGCGACUUCUCACACUGUGGCUCGCACACGGCAGCAGCCCCGAGGUCAACGCUGCCGUCACCGAGGGGUCUACCAAGGUCAAUGUGGAUACGUGGCUGGAGGUGAUCCCGCAGCUGAUUGCGCGCAUCAAUCAGUCCAACAAGCGGGUGCAGUUGUCUGUGCAGAACCUGCUUGCGGACGUGGGCCGGGCGCACCCACAGGCGCUCGUUUACCCCCUGACAGUUGCGACGGAGAAGUCGGAGCACUCCAAGAAGUCGGUGGCGGCAAGCGUCAUCAUGGACAACAUGAGGCAACAUAGCCUCAAGCUUGUCGACGAGGCGGCUGUAGUCAGCCGAGAGUUGAUUCGCGUGGCCAUCCUAUGGCACGAAAUGUGGCACGAGGGGCUGGAGGAAGCCUCACGCCUCUAUUUUGGCGAUAGAGACAUCGAGGGCAUGUUCAAGGCACUGGCUCCGCUGCACGAGGCCCUAGACAACGGGCCGGAAACGCUGCGGGAGAUUUCGUUUGCGCAGGCCUUUGGGCGAGACCUCACCGAAGCUCGCGAGUGGUGUAGGCAGUACCAGCACAGUCGGGAUACCAACGACCUCAACCUCGCUUGGGAUCUCUACUACCAAGUCUUCCGACGCAUCUAUAGGCAAGUGCCUCAGAUGACUUCGUUGGAGCUUGCUUACUGCUCGCCCAAGCUUCUCCACGCUACAAACCUGGACCUAUGCGUCCCGGGUACCUACAAGAGUGGUACCCCCAUCAUCAGUAUUGCCUCGUUCGACCCGACGGUCGCUGUCAUCAAUUCGAAGCAGCGGCCGCGCAAGCUCAACAUCAACGGGAGCGACGGCAUUCCAUACACGUUCCUGCUGAAGGGCCACGAGGACAUUCGGCAGGACGAGCGGGUCAUGCAGCUGUUCGGCCUAUGCAACACACUGCUGGCCAACGACUCGGAGUCUUACAAGCGACACCUCAACAUCCAGAGCUACCCAGCCAUCCCCCUGUCGCACAACUCUGGUCUCCUGGGCUGGGUCCCCAACAGCGACACGCUCCACACGCUGAUCAGGGAAUACCGAGACAGCCGCAAGAUCCUUCUCAACAUUGAGCACCGCAUCAUGCUCCAGAUGGCGCCAGACUAUGACAACCUGACUCUUAUGCAGAAGGUGGAGGUGUUUGGAUAUGCGCUUGACAACACCACGGGCCAAGAUCUGUACCGCGUUCUGUGGCUGAAGAGCAAGAGCUCCGAGGCCUGGCUGGAGCGGCGCACAAACUACACGCGAUCCCUUGGAGUCAUGUCCAUGGUCGGGUACAUCCUCGGCCUGGGCGAUCGGCAUCCGUCGAACCUGAUGCUGGACCGCGUGACGGGCAAGAUAGUGCACAUCGACUUUGGCGACUGCUUCGAGGUGGCCAUGAAGCGCGACAAGUAUCCGGAGCGCGUGCCCUUCCGGCUGACUCGCAUGCUCACGUACGCCAUGGAGGUCAGCAACAUCGAGGGAAGCUUCAGGAUUACCUGCGAGCACGCGAUGCGGGUGCUACGGGAGAACAAGGAGAGUGUCAUGGCCGUGCUGGAAGCCUUCAUCCACGAUCCACUCCUCACUUGGCGUUUGACCAAAGCCCCCAGCAAGGCUGGGCCGAACUUCGAUUCCGAGCGAGAGCGCGAUCUUGUCGGCCCCGAUGCGGCGCGGGCGCGGCGGCCGUCGAUCCUCGAGGUCAACGUGCCGCCAUCCGAGGUCAUGGCCGCGCAGCUCAACGGCGACGGAGGCGGCCUCACGGCGGGCGGACCGCCCAAUGGGCGGCGGCGGGCGGGGACGAACUCGUCAGCUCUGGGGACCAGCCAGGGCGCCAACGGUCAAGUCCCGAAGCAGGAUAUUGCCGAGAUUCAGAACGAGCGGGCGGUCGAGGUGCUGGACCGCGUGUCACAGAAGCUGACGGGGCGAGACUUCAAGCCCGAGGAGGAGCUCGACGUGAUCUCGCAGGUGCACAAGCUGAUCAUGGAGGCAACCAAGCUGGAGAACCUGUGUCAGCACUACAUAGGAUGGUGCAGCUUCUGGUGAUCAGGCAAUGUUGUCUCUUGAUCGGCACGCGCACCUUAAUCAAUGGUGGAGUGGGAGAUGAAAUUUUACGGAGAUGCUUGGGCGAGAUUCGUGGCCCGGAGGGAUUUUUUUUGCUAUGAUUCUCGUUCAUUAUUUGAUAAUACUGGGACUAGUUAUAGUCAGUCUUUGGCCCCGAGACCUCUUGAUACUCAUGAGGCCUCGGCCAAAGCCUGAUAGAGAUAGAGGGGUCGGGGGCAUUUACCUGGGAGUUUCUUGGACGGUUGGAGAAUAUGCGCUCUAGGAACUUUGUGCUUGUGUUCUGAUUCAG